AUGUCGCACACCGUGCCUACUCCUCCUUCGGUGGUGGUGAAUACUGCCACAGAAAGACAACAAGUACCGCUGAGGGAUUACUUAAACGGACGAGUUGCGCCGUUCCUGAAGAAGGCCAUCACGGAGAGCCUGGCCGCGGAAGCGGAAUUCCCUCUCCAGUGGCUUGGAGAAUGCCUCAUCCACCAGUCCAUCCUAUACGAGGGCAACCCGGACCGCACGAAUAUUCGCGAAAGAUUUCUGUAUAAGUUCGAAGACCCCAAACCGCAAGAGCCGACAGAUAUAUCACCCGCUGCACCUGCACCUGCACAAGCACCUGUAUCCGCAACCUCACCAGCAGCUCCGCAUCGUUCACCGUCGGCGCAACCAGAGCCAGCGCCGGUCGAACGACAAGAGUCUACCGAGCAACAAUCCGAGAUUACCAUGAACGAAGCAGGCGACACUACUGCAGAACAGCCGCAACCUCCACAAGUUGAUGCCCAGGACGCGGCGCCGCAAGCUGCGCCGCCCAAAGAAGAACCUGCUGUCAAUGGAAUCAAGCAGGAAGAAGAGGCAAGGGUGGGUGAAGCAACAAGAGACGUCGAUACUGAAAUGGGAGGGACAUCAUGA
Fonsecaea erecta is the source of this 606-nucleotide messenger RNA. RefSeq lists its product as hypothetical. Lineage: Eukaryota; Fungi; Ascomycota; Eurotiomycetes; Chaetothyriales; Herpotrichiellaceae. The transcript is spliced from 2 exons. The record is from RefSeq and is a predicted model, not a curated record. Bases 1 to 606 code for a protein of 201 amino acids.